AGUUUGGUCGGUUUGUUUUGUUUACAAAUCGCCCACAAGCAUGUUACGAUUAUCAUUAGUACAUUCAAAAAAGUAAUAAUUUACUGUUUUUCUUCUAAAAUUCAACAAUGGAAGUUUAUAAUAAAGUUUACAUUGAUGCUCUAGCCGGUAACGAACAGGAAACGAACCGAUGGACAUCAUACCGGGAAGAACUCCGUCAAGUAAAAGAGAACCUAAAAUUUUACCAGAGUCAACUGAAAGUUGACAUUCUCAUUCCAAUCGGUUCGAAGGCACUCAUUCCCGGCCAGUUGUACCACACCGGUGAGGUGAUGGCCAGCCACGGUUGCGGGUACUUUUCCGAUUGCUCGAUAGAUCAAGCAACGCGCAUCAUCGAUCAUCGCAUUAGUAACGCGGACAGAAUGCUACAGAAAUACGAACGCGAAAAAGAUCUUUUCGUUAGUAAGUUAGAGGUUCCGUUUGCAGAAGAUGCAUUCGGGGGACGGGAAAUCAUAGAGGAGUACGAUGAGGAUCGGGAAAAAAUGUGGAGAGAGCAACACCGGAAACGGGUAAAGGAACACAAACAGCAGGAGGGUAAAAAGCUUCGUACAGUGCAACCAUCAGAGUCUGACGAGAAUGUUUUUAGCCGACUAGAAGAGUUGGAGUUAAUGGAAGAACUGGAACAAGAAAUGGAGCGCUUAGAGGUUACCGUGGAAAAUGAUGAACAGUUGCGUCAGCUGAUGAGUGGGGACUUGAAAGUGAACAAAAAGAAAAGGGUGGCCCACAACUCGGAGCCCGAUUUAGCAAAUGCUGAAAAUGUUGAAAUCGAAACAACAGAAGAUGAGAACAGUUCCGAUGGUUCCAGCUAUUCUGACGAUGAUAUUUCUCCGGAAUUUGCGAAACUAUUGCAACAGACAAAAUCGAUGGAUGUACAGAAGAAAGUUGAUACUUUUCGGGCAAAGCUGGUGGAAAUUAACGAUAAACUUCGUCAGGGUGGGAUAACUGUAGACGAGAAAGUGGUUCUGUGUGAUCUACGAUACGAAGUCGAAGAGUCACUGGAUUUCCUUUGUCCCAGUUGGGAAUCAACCGAAAAACCGUCGAAAAAAAUUAAGUUUGCCGAAACCGAUUCGGUUAAGAUUAUCGAAAACCCGGAACCGCAGAGUUUAAAGUCGAAACUAACACUAGAGUUAAACGUGAGCCAUUCCGCUGUUCACAGUAAUGAAUCGGUUGUUAAAGAUGGAAAGGAAAUCGUGAGCCCUGCCGAUAUUUACCGUUUGUUUGAACACUGCUUACAGAAGGAGGAUUCCAGUACGGCAUCCAAUUGUAAAACUAAAUCGAUUCUAAAGAAUCGAGAAAAGGUGCUGGAGGAAAUCCACCUUGAGGAAGCUUCAGUUGUGGUGAAAAAUCAGCGAGAGAAAGUGUCGGUGCCCGUUGAUAUAAUCGGAGAGGUUAUCGAACAUAGUUCGGAAAGUCUCCGGGAAACUAAGGUCGAAACGGUCCCUACGAAGUCGCCUGCGGCGAGAAAAGUAAGCCGCUUUAAAAAGCAGCGAAGUUGAAUCGUCGGUAAGUACCUGGGUCGUUUUUUUUCUUUAAAACUUUAAACAGUCGUUAUUUGUUGAAAUGUUUCCUCAAAAGUGGGGGUGAUAAAUAAAGGCAUAAAUUCACUGUUUUA
Molecule: messenger RNA, 1648 nt
Organism: Wyeomyia smithii (pitcher-plant mosquito)
Lineage: Eukaryota; Metazoa; Arthropoda; Insecta; Diptera; Culicidae
Gene: uri
Product: unconventional prefoldin RPB5 interactor-like protein
Exons: 3
Coding region: 108-1532 (474 amino acids)
Biological process (GO): negative regulation of transcription by RNA polymerase II; negative regulation of phosphatase activity
Molecular function (GO): phosphatase inhibitor activity; chromatin binding; transcription corepressor activity
Source: RefSeq, a predicted model, not a curated record